This is a messenger RNA of Cylicocyclus nassatus, 339 nucleotides long. Lineage: Eukaryota; Metazoa; Nematoda; Chromadorea; Rhabditida; Strongylidae. The record is from the annotation of a GenBank genome assembly.
AUGGCCCUAGGGACGGCCAUUGACCAUGUCCAAAAGGACAUGGAACAAAUCCGCCGUAUGGCACGUACCAAUUGGCUCAUGGUCAUUAAUAUGCCGUUGCCUUUUGGCAUGUCGAAAUGUCAAGCGUUACAGCAGCUCAUGGCCUCCCUAGGGUACGACAAGCCGUUAUUUGACUGCGAGCGAGAUUUGCUUGCAAGCGACCUGCUCUAUGUUAAUAGAGCAGGUCUACUUUGUAACAUGGCGUUCUUUGUCCCGCAGCGCCAUUACGAAUAUUUCAUGUCUGCACCCUUUCAGCGAAAGUUGGUCGCCCACAAUCAAAAAUUGGCGCGAGGUAAGUAA